Juglans regia (Persian walnut) is the source of this 1674-nucleotide messenger RNA. RefSeq names its product UPF0481 protein At3g47200-like. The coding region runs from base 247 to 1563 and encodes 438 amino acids. Lineage: Eukaryota; Viridiplantae; Streptophyta; Magnoliopsida; Fagales; Juglandaceae. The record is from RefSeq and is a predicted model, not a curated record. The transcript has 2 exons.
CUGGCUUUAAUGACUUUAAUUUAUUAAUUUCAACACCUGCUAUGAGAUAAUAAUAAAACCCAAGUUGUAUUUGUUCUGAAAAAUUUAAGAUUAAUAGCAAGGUGUUGUGUCUUGAAAGAACCUCUACUUUUUUUCUAUAUAAGGCCGCUUCAGUCUGUUAUCUUAGGAGCCGCGAAGCAGAUCAACAGCACAGAUCGAAGCCUUCACUAAUUUUCUUCAACCAGGAAAUCUAAAGAUACUUGAUAGAUGGGGGAGUACUCGGCGAUUGGAAAAUUAACUCAACGAAAGGCAAAUGGUUCAAUAAUAGAAAGUGGAGAUGACUUGGUAAUUGAUAUCAAGGAGUUGAUAGACAGCUCGAGACCUCUCUUCUCACCGAAGUGUUGUAUUUACAAGGUUCCAGAUCACUUUCGUAAGUUGAAUGAAGAUGCAUACACUCCUCGGAUUAUUUCCAUAGGGCCUUUCCACCACGGCAACACAAAAUUGCAAACCAUGGGAAAGUACAAAGUGCGAUACCUGAUGAAUUUCAUGGAACGAACAAAUACAGAGUUGGAGAAUUUAGUAAGCAUUAUAAGGGAGAGGGAAGAAAGUGUACGUGCAUCUUAUGCAGAAGGCACCGAAGUUAUUAGCAGCAAUGAUUUUGUGAAAAUGAUACUGCUUGAUGCGACCUUCAUUAUUGAGUAUUUCCUGAAAAACAGGUUCCCAAAACAAUGGACGGCUGAGGACGAGAUAGUGAUAAAGCCAUGGCUAACUGCUAGGAUGCAGUUGGACUUCCUUUUACUUGAAAAUCAGCUUCCUUUCUUCAUUAUUGAGAAAUUAUAUGACUUUGUCUUGGCUAUUAACACAAUUUACCCAUCCUUUAUUGAGGUUACCUUUUCCUACUUCAGCUUUUUCAACACUCAAGAUCACAGGUCUUCUGGUUCGGAGUUCCCAAAAAUUAAGCAUUUCGUUGAUUUGCUGAGAACCUUUUAUCUACCGCCACCUGGAAGAGAUCUAUCAGAAAGAAAAGAUGAAAGCAAGGUUGAGGAAAUAUACUGCGCAUCCAAACUGGCCGAGGCAGGAUUGACCUUCAAGAAGAGUACAAGCAAGUGCCACCUUGAUCUAAAAUAUGCAGACGGAGUGUUGGAAAUCCCACGCUUUACCUUAGACAAUGCGACAGAGCUUUAUGCUCGAAACCUCAUGGCCUUGGAGCAAUGUCACUAUCCAAGAGAAGCAUAUAUUACUGAUUAUUUUUUUCUGUUGGAUUUCCUUAUUGAUACAGGCAAAGAUGUGGGUCUACUUGCUCGAAAGAAGAUCCUUGUUAAUGGGCUGGGUGACGACAAUGCAACUUUUGUCAACAAUCUGGGCACAAAUGUCGAAUACUCAUCCAUGAAUUCUGACUAUAUUCGUCUUUGUAAAGAUUUAGUUGAUUUCUACGAUAACCCUUGGCAUCGAUGGAAGGCUAUAAUGAGACGUGAUUAUUUGAGCACUCCUUGGAGAAUUGCUUCUACCGCAGCUGCUAUUAUCUUGUUGGUGCUCACAUUAGUGCAAGCUGUAUGCUCUAUCAUUCAAGUGCUGCCUAAAUAAGCUGUCUGAUGCUAUGAUCUGUUAUGUGCAACAUGAAAAUAAUAGAUAUAUAUAUAAUUAGUAGAACUCUUUUUAUUAAUUAGAUAUAUAAGGAGUUUUACUUCAUGUUAG